CACGAAUGAGAUUAUCGAUAAGUAAAGAAUGAGAAUAUCGAUAAGUAAAUUAGAUUAUAUUGGAAAUAACAGGUUUUGACAGUUCGAACUGAUGGGGUCUGCACCGUUAUGUGGAUCAAAACCAGCUGCUGUCGUUGACUCCAUUUCAAUUUAGGACAUUUUAAACUCAGAGCAGCGUGGAUCAAAAUUCCGUGGUACUCAAUCUGCUCAAAUUUAAUGCACAGAUCAAACAGAAGAAGUUUUAAGUCCGGAAACUGCUCCAUUUAAACAGAAUCAAACGUCUGAUGAAAGAAUUUGUAACUCAUCCGUUCCAACAAAUAAAAACAAAUCCAAAGAGAUUUUAGGCAAUUCUGAACAAACAUUGGUUUACACAGAUAAAGCGAUUGGUAGUUCAGAACAUGUUUUGAAACCAAUUGUAAGUUUACCUGACGAACCCGAAGAUCAUUCAAAUAAUAAUUCAAGUACGAAAUUGAAUUCUGAAAAAGGAGUUGGUAGUGGUUCAGGCUCAAAGAUGAUGUCCAUAAACACCCGUAAAGUGAAACCUUAAGCUAUUGAAGACGUGAAUGAUGUAUCAGAAGCUAAGGACACUACACACCACGAAUCAAACGUUGUUUUGCAGAGAAAAGACAUUGAACAACCCAUAUUAUGUAAUAGUGCAUACCAAGAGCAUCUUGUACCUAAGGAGAUAAUUAUUGAUACGAAACAUGGGCAUGCACCAGACGACAAAAACGUUUUUGAGGAGGAAGAAGACGAAGACGUUAAUGAUGACGAUGAUGAAAAGAAGGAAAAGAAGCCAUUGAUAGAAGAAGAAUUAAACGAAUUGAAGACAAAAACAUACAGUAAAUUGAAAACAACUGCAUCAGAAGCACUUGCUGUAGAAGACAAAAUAAACGAAGAAGGAGUUUAUAAUAUGAACAUCAGGAACGCAACUUUACAAUUCGUACUUUACCCUCAAACGCGGAUCUUUGCAGCAGAGACUCCAGUUUCGAUUGGGCAUUGCCAAUAUUCUGUUUGAGACGAAGUUCAUGGGCCUGGUGUGUGAUUGUUUGAUCCGGAUGUACAAGCACGGUUGGAUGGGAGAUGAUGGAAAAACGAACAAGAAAGCCUACAACCCAAUGAUAAAUGCUGUCUUGACGGCCGUGAAUUUCUCUGUUUCAUCAGAUGCUAUUUCGAUAAAGCUGGCAAAUCAUAAGAAAUAUUUGGAAACUAUCAAAGAUAUUCUACUCAAAUAUGCUCCAAGACAUCUUCUAAGUCAGGAACCAAAGUUGUCGAAAGAAGAAGCCAAGCUGAUGAAGUUUUGUCUGUCAGUCGCCCACAACGUUUCAAUGAGACCUAAUAACAACCAACGUCUCCGGACUCUCGACUUUACGAGCGUCAUGCAGCCCUACCUGACCUCUACUGACGAGUUGUUUAGUUUGACCACUCUGGCAACAUUAGCGAGUAUAGUAAACGAGGCAGAGUGUGAAAUAAUCAAUGCAGCGCAUGAUCGGGUUAAGUAUCUCCUAAAAGUUCUUCAGAAAGGUCUGGCAACCAAACUACGCCGCUGUAAUGGAUGGUCAUGCAAAGAGUGUGGUUACACUAUCCGAAUGAUUGCUCAAAAUGAUGCCAACAAGAAAUUGCUGGUUGAGCUUGGUGCCCUGGAGUUACUUGUGAAAUUGGGUCAAACCGGCAAUGAAGAAGAGCAAUUGGGUAAAAAUGUAUUUUUCGACAUCCAUUGAUGUUCUUAUAAAUUAAAACUACAUUGUACGGCACAUUUUAGUGUCGAUUUACAUAGUUCCGUUUAUUGCACAUAAGGCAAAAGUUAUAUUGCACCGCGUGCUAAAAAGUGCUGAAAGACAUGUUCAAUAAAAGUACAUACGUCAGAUUUUUCUCUAAUAUUUUCCACAAUUGUUAACAUCAACACAUGUAUGUUUAACUCAGAUCGUCAAAGCUGCUAUUUUUGAAGCUGCACGUUGUAUGAAUAUAGAAAGUCAAGUAUUGUCAUAUGGUGCAUUAAUAACUUCAGGUGCAUGUAGAGAAAAUUCGCCAUUUCAAAUUGUUACGAGUUUUAAAGGAUGUACAGAAAAUGUUGAAUGUUUAUGUUAAAUAUACAUUUUCUGUGGCAUUAUUUUUUACUUGUUGUCUACCAAGAAGAUUCACAUACUUUCUUAAAUCCAACUUUGGAUCUUUGCAUUCUCUUGCAAAUACUUAGUGGCCAACCGAUGCAAAUCUUAUAAUUUGUUCCAUGUUAUCAAUUAAACACACUGCUUUGUACACUAACUAAUGAUUUAUAUUUUCAAGUCGGUGAUUGGAGUAUAAGAGAAAAAACAACAAAUUAAUAUUUGUUAAUGCCUUUAGCUUUAAUG
Messenger RNA from Dreissena polymorpha, 2345 nucleotides. RefSeq lists its product as uncharacterized. The coding region runs from base 1026 to 1718 and encodes 230 amino acids. The record is from RefSeq and is a predicted model, not a curated record. The transcript is spliced from 5 exons. Lineage: Eukaryota; Metazoa; Mollusca; Bivalvia; Myida; Dreissenidae.